This is a messenger RNA of Parus major (Great Tit), 585 nucleotides long. It is a transcript of the gene APOBEC4, whose product is annotated as apolipoprotein B mRNA editing enzyme catalytic polypeptide like 4. The annotation marks the transcript as partial. The record is from RefSeq and is a predicted model, not a curated record. The transcript is spliced from 2 exons. Lineage: Eukaryota; Metazoa; Chordata; Aves; Passeriformes; Paridae.
GUACAGGAGAGAAAAGUUUUCCAAGAAUUACUGACACACCAGGGCACUGUGGUAGAGACUUGCAGAGGGCUGAGGCAGACCCAUGUGUGUGCCUACCACAUAUAGAUGGGGGAAGAAGCCAGAGUCCCAUAUAAGUAAUUCCACAGGGUCUUUGGCUUCCCACACAGACCCCCAGAGACUCUCCAAAACCUCUUCUAUGAGCUGAGGAGCUUCUUGAGCAGAGUCCUUCAAAAAUGCCACAUCACAAUCUGCAGUACGCAAGGCAAGCACCCCGAGGCUGUGCUGUUCAAGGUGGGUGCUUACCUGGAUGAAGCCACAGCCACCUGUGCAAGCACCAGCUGCAUCACCUUCUACUGCAGUUUCUCAUCCUGCAACGAGCGUUAACUCUGCUGCAUGAGGAAAAUGUUCAGCUUCCGGCUGAGAUCAGCCUCCCAAGAGCCUUUUCAAGCCAUGGAAGGCAGUCUCCUUCCUCUGAUGUCUUCAAGCCAAGGAGGGCUAUUCCCAGGUGCAUUUCUACCCUUUGAGAGGGAACAGCUGUAUCCCAGACUCAGAAAUACAAGGCAUUUAAAAAUGCCAAAGGACUAA